Molecule: messenger RNA, 984 nt
Organism: Mesitornis unicolor (brown roatelo)
Lineage: Eukaryota; Metazoa; Chordata; Aves; Mesitornithiformes; Mesitornithidae
Gene: ARRDC5
Product: arrestin domain containing 5
Exons: 3
Coding region: 1-984 (327 amino acids)
Biological process (GO): protein transport
Cellular component (GO): cytoplasm
Source: RefSeq, a predicted model, not a curated record
AUGUCAACAGUGAGAGCAAUUAACCUGGUGCUGCCCAAGAUUGAGGUGUAUUUGUCUUGCUCCAGCAUAGAUGACCAACUAGUUCUGAACCUCAGGAGUACCCUGGUGGACCCUGUGGUGAAGGUGGAGCUUGUGGGAAAAGGCUGUUUGAGAUGGUUUGAGAAGGAUAAUCCCAUACUGGACUAUGAGAAGAACAUGGCUUUCACCAACCAGGCUGUCUAUGUCUUCAAAGCAGAGAAUUUCCACAUGAAGGAUGGCUGGCUGGAUUCUGGGGUCCACACGUUUGGCUUCCACUUCAGCUUUCCUCCAAGUAUUCCCUCUACAUUCACAAGCAAAAUUGGCUCCAUCUCCUACCUUGUUCAAGGGAUUUGCUGCAGCUGCCAAAUUGUCUUAGCUAAAGAGGAGAGAUGUUUACUGUUGCAAGGAACUGCUGGUGACCACAGAAAACACAUGAAAGAGAUGGCCCUAUUGGUGGUGGAAGCCAGGAAGAAUGUAGUUUAUUUUUGCUGCUUCAGUCAUGGCUCUGUGGUCCUUUGUAUUUCCCUGGAGAAAAGCAUGUUUUGCCCUGGAGAAACCAUUGUCUUCAUGACAGAUAUUUCCAACAGGACAAACAAUUAUGUUAGAAAGGUAAUUUUUGCUUUACACUGGAUUGUCCUGUAUAGAGGCUUCAGCAGCAGGGGAGAACAACAUUCCUUGGAAGAACAAAGUGAAGUGACAAGGUUGGAGUCCCAGACAGACACAGCUCCCUCUGAGAGCAUGAGAGUUACCAGCACACUGGUUCUGCCAAAACCUAUGCCUGUCACCAGCACUCUUGGGGAAAAUAAAAUCAUGGCAUUCAGGUACGAGGUGGUAGGCACCACUGACAUUGCUUGUACGACAUCCACCAAUGUGAGCAGGGUGCCCAUCAUCAUAGCAGCCACACCAGAGCAUUUAUCUGUGGAGCAGGACACUGUGACUGUACAUGAAAAUGAAGUACAAGUCUGA